AUGCGUAACGCCACCAUAAGACUGCUACCAACUUCCCGGCCGCAGCUGUCUUUUUCUUCAAUGAUUUACAUCUGCACGCAAUCUCACCGCCUUCGAACCGCUUCAUCCUCCUCCUCCUCCUCUAUGCCAUUGCGGGAAACGGCGAUACCGCAGAAGUUGCAAGAGUUGAUACGCGAGCGGACAUCGACAUUUGACCUGUUGAAGGAGCAGUCUGACGUGGGCGAUGUGAGUGGCCUGGGAACGAAGCUUGUUGACGAGCCCGGGUUGCGGGGGAGUUUCCACCUGUGGUGGAGCCUUCUGGGGUUCAAGAGGAGGGUGUACUCAGACUCUGGUGUCAAGGAUAUAUGGAAGGGGCUGCGUAUCCGGAAUAUAGACUUGCCUGUCCGAGGCUCGCGCGCAAGGCUCACAUGGCAGGUAUUUCUGAAGACCGGUUUCCAGGAUGAGGGCUUCCUGGAAGAGAUAUGGGAGUAUAUCAAGGACCUUGACUCACGCAACCGGCGAUGGACGGGAGCGUACCAGUCUAUCGUAGGCCACUUUCUCGUUGCUGAUGGUUCCAAGGCGCGAACAUGGCACAAGAGAUUGUACCCACGCCAUGCGCCGUCAUCCUGGCCGGGCUUUGUGAAGAGCGUGCUGAAGCAGAGAGUUGAGGCGCAUGUUGAGUUGAGGGAGAUCCAUGCGGUCAUUGAACGGCCGGCGGGACUGUAUGGGUCCAUUAUUCCGUUGCUGUGCUCCAUGGGCUUGUUCAGUGAAGCUAUGAAGUGGCAUCGGCAUUGUAUUUCUUUCGACGAUCUCCCAGGAAAUACUGCUACCGCGGACAAGCUCAUUGAGUGGACAGCAAAGUACGGAUCAUUACAAGAGAUGUCCGUGUUGAUGCUCUCGUUUAUACAAAUGGGUGUGCGGGUCAAGGAGAGUUCUCUGAUAGUAUUGAUUAUAUCUAGGCCAAAGAAAUUCGAGGCUCUUGGGUUUAUUCUUGCACGGGCAAACCAUGUCGAUAGGAGUGCAAUGGGGGAUCGGUUCUGGGCAACGGUAUUGGGACAGGUCCAGUUGGCGACUUCGGCAGUUUUUCGGUGUAUGCAGGCGUUUGGUGGAGGAUUGAAUGUUGGGCGGAGGACCGUGGAGGCUUUGAAGAAGCGGGCGGACUGUAGUAAGGAGAAAGCACUAUCUCUUUUGGCAGAAUUUGGGAUGCAUGUUCAGGGCGUGGAGAUGGUGCCUGAUGCGGAGCCUUCGGUGCUAGUGGGUAGAUUGAUGCGGCGGAUAGACGCGAGAGGACUUGCGGGCAUGGAGGAGUUGGAGCUUUUGCUCAAAGAGUCUCUGGGAGCUCGCAAUUGGGAGGUGUUUGACCGAGCGCUGUCUCUACCCUCGCCGGGUGGGCCUACGGCCAAGGUAUAUGAUUUGAUACUCCAGUCGCAAUUGAGGAGGGGAGCAUUGGGGGAUGCGAUAAAUUUAUUGGACCAUAUGCGCAAAUCUUCGAUCUACAUUUCCUCAACGUCUCUCAGACUCCUUGUCAAAGCGAUUCUGCCACCGCGGCAGCGUUCCAAAAAUCCCAAUACGAUGCCGGGCUACACAAACGACAACCUCAUUGACCUAAUUGGAAUCCUGACUUCAUUGCUCCGCUCUGGCAUAAAAAAUCUGGAGCCAACCCUUUGGCAUGAGAUCUUCAAAAGACUCGGCAUGAAGCGGCGGUUAUCGGAUUUAGAAACCCUGGUCCUUGGCCUGGUGGAAUGGUACCAUCCAGCCCGCUCGUCGCUAACCCGCCAGCGCUUUUCAACCUUCAAUUUUGACCUCCCGGAAGCCCUGACAUUGCGCUCUGGUCCCCAUUCGGCAUCAGAAAUCCCGCCCCUGAGUCCCCAAAACCCCCUCCGCCUUCUCUUCCCGCAACAGUUCAUCCAUGCGAUCAUACAAUGGGGCUUUCUUACUUUCCGACCUUACUCUCCAGCCCUGCACAAAUCAAUACCACCACCGCCGCCUCCGGAAGUCCGGCAAUUGCCUCGAAAAUUCUCCGAGUUCGCCCCCUGCGUCGCAACCUUCACCUGGGGCGUAGCCCUCGCACGGGAAUUGAAGGCCCUGGGAGUGCUUGUGGACACCCGUUCUGUCCUCCGUGCGGUGCGCACGAGAUUCAAUGUUCUCUACAACGCACCGGAAGCCAACGGACGGCCUAUCGUGCUAUCCGGGAGGAUGAUAAAUCACAUGGCGGUGGCACUGAAUCACCUUAGCCUGGCGGAGAUGGUGGAAAUCACGGAGAGGGCAUGGGGAGGCGGCUUGUGGCGGAGGGUCGGCUGGGAGAGGGGCGGAGAGGGAGGAGGAGAGUGGGAGAGGAAUAUGAAGAAGGAGGUCUUGGGCACGGGGAUUCCGAAAAGGGUUGUUGAGAGAUUGAAGAGGGGCGUUAAGGUUCGGGGGAGGCGGAGGGUUAUGGUGUUGAGAGCUGGGAGGGGCGGGACUGGGAGGGAUUUUGUAAGGGGGGGUGAAAAUGGGGCGCGAGGAAAGAUCGUAUAA
Molecule: messenger RNA, 2493 nt
Organism: Tuber aestivum (summer truffle)
Lineage: Eukaryota; Fungi; Ascomycota; Pezizomycetes; Pezizales; Tuberaceae
Source: the annotation of a GenBank genome assembly